Messenger RNA from Drosophila gunungcola (fruit fly), 3576 nucleotides. RefSeq names its product tropomodulin (gene tmod). Lineage: Eukaryota; Metazoa; Arthropoda; Insecta; Diptera; Drosophilidae. Gene Ontology annotation, molecular function: tropomyosin binding. The record is from RefSeq and is a predicted model, not a curated record. Gene Ontology annotation, biological process: myofibril assembly; pointed-end actin filament capping. Gene Ontology annotation, cellular component: myofibril. The coding region runs from base 321 to 1685 and encodes 454 amino acids. The transcript is spliced from 10 exons.
GUUGUUAUCGUGUCUUUCAUCGCCGCUGGUCGACGUUACGCUUUUACAGUUUGAAAAUCAAGCACUUCCCGAGAGGAUCGCAGGCUCUAGCCCUGCGUAAAGCCCAAAGGAUCUAUAAAAGCCCAUAGCAAUAACGCUAUAAAGUCGGAAUACAAGCUAAAAAAAAGGAAAAAAAUACAAUAAUUUCUGCGUGUUAUGUGUUAUUGUUGUGAUCAGUGAUCAGUGGAACGAACCAAGUGAAAGUGAACACAAGAACGAAAGAGAAAGCUAAGUGAAUCAAUUUGGGUCCUACCAAAGAAAAGGAAUAUAAAUCAAAGAUAAUGUCGGACAUUGAGGAUGUUUUCGGUGGCUCCGCCGAGGAGACCAAGCCCGAACCCGAUGCCCAAAGCAAAAGCAGUGUGGUCACCGAGCAAACCGAGGAGGUAAUUCCCGGGGAGACCGAGAAAAUGGUCACAGAGACCAUCGAUGAGGACGGCGAUGUCGUGGAGGAAACCACGGAAGUUACCCGGAAAACGGUGAAGCGGACUAUGAAGAUCACUGAGACUUCAGCCACCACAAAGACAACUACGCUCACCACCCCGGCCAAACUUUAUGGCAAGGACCUGAGUGAGUACGACGAUGUGGAUGUGGAGAGCCUGCUGGCCCAGCUCUCGCCUGAAGAGAUAACUAUACUGGCCAAAGAAGUGGAUCCCGAUGACAACUUCCUGCCGCCAGACCAGCGCAACAGCUACGAGUGCACCAAGGAAGCCACUGGGCCAUUAAACCGCAAGCAGCUGAUCGAACACAUCAACAAGCAGGCGAUCGAGACGCCCGAUCAGCCGGAAUUCGAGCCUUUUGUCCAGGGCACAGUGCGCGGCAAGAAGUGGGUGCCGCCGCCAAGGGAUGCCCGCGAGAUCGAGGCCGAGGAACAGAUCGCCAUCGACAUGGGCGAGGAGUACGAGCACGCCCUGAACGAUGCCACGCAGGAGGAGAUCAUCGAUCUGGCCGCCAUCCUGGGCUUCCACUCGAUGAUGAACCAGGACCAGUACCACGCCUCGCUGCUCAACAAGGGACAGCCCGUUGGCCUCGGAUGGGAUGGCAUCACAAAGUCCACCCAGCAGAAGCUCUUCCCCAUGGAUCCGCCAAACAGCACAGAUGUGGAGGAGUCCAUCAAGCGGGUCAAGGACGAUGACUCCAAGCUGAUUGACCUCAACUUGAACAACAUUAAGAACAUCUCGGACGAGAAGCUCGAGCAACUGUUUGCCGCACUGCCUCAGAACGAACAUCUGGAAGUCCUCUCGCUGACAAAUGUCGGCCUCACCGACAAGACAGCCCUCCUUUUAGCCGAGGCCAUCGAGAAGAGCAAAACCCUGAGAGUAUUAAACGUCGAGACCAACUUCAUCAGUCCGCCCGUGAUCGUUAAGUUGGUGCAAGCCCUGCUCAAGUGCCACACCAUCGAGGAGUUCAGGGCCUCCAAUCAGCGAUCUGCGGUGCUGGGCAACAAGAUCGAGAUGGAGAUCACCGACCUGGUGGAGAAGAACUCGUCGCUGCUGCGCCUCGGAUUGCACCUGGAGUUCAACGACGCCCGCCACCGAGUGGCCGCUCACCUGCAGCGCAACAUCGACAGAAUAAGAAAAGAUCUUGAGUUGCGACUGCAGUUCAGAUUUUUCAAUAAUCUGCAUAGAAAGUCGACAAGAAUUCAAUAAGCAGACCAGAAAGCAAGCAACUAAACCAUUUUUAAAGCGUUUUGUAAUCUAAACCCAAAGAACCGAAGAAAAACAGAAGCACAUAACAACGAAAGAACGUGUAUAAUAUAAUAUAUAUAAAGAAGAAGGAAGCAGGAGCAGAAGUUUAAGCUAAAGAUAAAGCAGCCGCAGAGCUUGCCAAAAAAAAUAUCUAUAUACUCUAGAGACUUUAACUAAGCAAAGCAAACUGAAACCAAAGAAACGAAGUGAAAUAUCAAACUAAAUACAUUAUACCAUAUAUAUAUAUCGAUAAAGCGCAGAUCGAACAGGCUCAUGAGGCAUGGGUGAUUGGGUAAAACCAAUACUUAUGUGCCAUGAGUUGUGUUCGAAGUCGAGGCAGAAGUCUUCUAUAAUCCAGCAGAAAUCGUUUAGGCGUCACGUGUAUAAUUUUCUCUAACGCUUAACACAGGAAUUAAACUGCGAUGUAUGAUCUAAGUGAGUCCCCCAGAUCCGAGUCAAAGUAAAACGAUAAUUGCAGAAACCCAUAACAAACAUAGUUUUGAGACACGAUUAUGAUUCAAUAAGAACCAACAACUAACAGCAGAAAUGAUAAAUGAAGCACCACCGACAAGCAGAGCCAUGAAAAAAUCUACAAAUAUAUAUAAAACACGAUGCAUAAUAUGUGAAACAGAUGAAAAUACGUGUGAAACGCCUGAACCAGCGUAAAUAAAAAGACAAAAAACGAAAUAUAUAGCAGCAACCAACCAACAACAACAUGCCACCAACCCAAGAACAACAAUCAACCAGAAAGCCAUCUAUAUGUGUGUGUGUGUGUGUUUGUUUGUCCAACUCUUGAUUUGAUUUGAUUACCAAUUAACAAGCAAACCCAGCAAGACAACCACCAAACCAACAACACCACCAGCAAGCCACAACAACAACAACGAGAACAUGAGCAAUCACGGCAACAAGAACAACUGAUCUAUGUUAAUCCAAACUUACCCCACCAACCGACCUCUGUACUCCCCGAAACCAAUCCACCAAAAGAAUCCAACCAACCAGCUGUGAACUAACACCGAAGAAUGAUGUGUGACAUGAAUUGGACGUCAGCGUCGCAUGGGACACCUGAGCAGGAACUACACCAUUGGCGUCUGGCAGUAGGAUUCAUUGAAAUAUGGAGUCCACAUUUUAAUCCCGAAACAAAAAAUGAAAUAGCCCAAACGUAGUGUUGUCAUACUUGUUGUUGUUCUCACGCGGAGCAUUGUUUUAUUGUUUUGUUUAAUGUUUGUUGCGUUCUUCAGAUUGAUGACUUCGGUUCGAGUUUGUGUUCGGUUCACCAUAUAUAAGCAUAAUCAUUUGUUUGUUACGAGUAAGACGAAUGUUCAUUGUCACCCACACACACACAGGCAGAUCAAGGAUUAACUUUCUAUCUGGCAGCUCUAAAAUAAUACUUUCCUUAAGCAAAAUCUUCACAUUUACGCUGCAGCUACACACACGCCUUUUGCGUCGAUCACUUUGUUUAUUUUAUUUUAUUUUAUUUACCUUCCAUUCUGUCCCUGUCGUUUUUUUAGCCCCUAGAUGGGGCCAUGUUUCACAAUUUUUAGUUUUAGUCGUGUUUAUAUCCACACAUGCACACACACAUGAUACAAACACAUACAUAAUACUUAUAUACACUUUAUAUAUAUGAUACAUAUAUAGCCAUGGUCUCUGAAACAAUUUACUGCUAUUGAAUUAUGAAAAUGCUUAAACAUAAAUUUAACUUAUGGUUAAACACACAAAUGAAAAACAAACAAUUGUAUAAUGUAAUGAUAUAUCUUACUUUAUAUGACAUAAUGCAAUGCUUUUAAAAUACAAUUUUUAAAAAUCAUGUAAAAACUAUAAAAUUAAAUAAAAAAAAAAUACAAAAAAUAUUUAA